This is a messenger RNA of Cynoglossus semilaevis (tongue sole), 4291 nucleotides long. Its product is annotated as interleukin-1 receptor accessory protein. Gene Ontology annotation, molecular function: interleukin-1 receptor activity. The transcript is spliced from 12 exons. Gene Ontology annotation, biological process: signal transduction. Bases 675 to 2531 code for a protein of 618 amino acids. NCBI's taxonomy places the organism in Eukaryota, Metazoa, Chordata, Actinopteri, Pleuronectiformes, Cynoglossidae. The record is from RefSeq and is a predicted model, not a curated record.
CAUUAGAACAUAUGUUACUUUUAGGAUACGGGCUGAUACAUAGGUCCACCGUCUCUCUCUCUCUCUCUCACUCAGUGCGUGUAUAUGUGUGUGUGAAAGUGUGUGUGAAAGUGUCAGAUGUGACUUGUGUGUUUAUGUAUUAUGUAUUGCGACACCAGUGAGGAGGAGGAGCACUGACUGGAAAACACUCAUCUCGGCCACUUCCUACUUUCUGUCAGUCUGUCUCUAUCUCCUACUUCCGGUCGCUGACACAGCACGUGACCUUUAGACACAUUAUCAUGUAUUCCAUUAAUUUUUAUGAUGUGCUUUCGCGAGUCCGGGGUUCCGCUGCGGAACCUCCGGGAAAAUUUACAGCCGCGACUGCACUAUAAUACCGGACUGUUAAUCAUGCGAGUCCCGCUGCUGCAGCACUAAGACCCCUAGUGUUUUUGUGUCUGUGUGUGUGUGAGAGUGAGAGAGAGAGAGGGGCGUCUUCAGAACCCAGCUAGCCCGCCCCUCUUCUGCCUUCUCAGUAACAGACCCGGUGUCCCCCUCAGAUCUGCUUUUCAGUGUUUUUCCUGGUUCACGUUGUGGUUCCAGUCCUGGUUCCGUCUGUCCUCGUCUCCCCCGCCACACGCUCCACUCAGUGGAUCUGGACCGGUUCAUCUCAUCACAAACACAGGAGUCCAUGGACCAUGGCGUCCUCCUCCUCUGUCUUCAUCCUCCUCUUCAUCUUCACUCUGGCAGUCAGGACUACACCAGUUGUGUCUCAGUUCAGUGACCUGACAGAGCCCAUGUGCUAUGACUGGGGGGAGUCCAGUGAGGGUAGAGUCUCCGUCCUGGAGGGUGAGGCCUGUUGGCUGUCCUGUCCUCUUUUCUCUCAUCCCGCUGUCUACAACUUCACCUCUACUCAGAGCGCUGGACACAACCUGUUCUGGUACCGCCUCCCUGAGGGUCAAGACCUGGAACAGCCAAUCAAGUACAGCCCACGUCUCAGUAAAGAUCGAGAGAGACUAUGGCUGCAGCCAGCCAGCGCCCAGGACAGUGGACUCUACAUCUGCAUGUUACAGAACAAGUCCUCGUGCAGUAAGAUUGGAAUGCGUCUGAAGGUGCUGCCUCGUGAAAACGUGGUCACAGGCUGCCACCAUCCUGUUUCUACCCCAAUCACUCAGGCAGUUAUUCCGCUGCAGAGCAGCCAGGUCAUCCACUGUCCAGACCUUCAGGACGUCACCAAAAUGGCCGACACUGAGCCGACGGUCCACUGGUAUCACCUGACGGUCCACGGAAUGUGUGAUAAGCAUUUUUCCUGGAACACUGACCGGGAGGUGAUGAGGAAAGAUUCCAGUCUGAACUUCCACAUCAUGUAUGACAACUUCAGAGGUUUAUACUUCUGCACAGUUACCUACAUGAGAAAAGGUCAAACCCUCAACUUCACCAGGAGCAUCAACGUCACCGCAGUCUCUCCGACAGUUGUGUCCAAAUUACCCAGUAUUCUUCAGCCGCCUGCAGACAAUGUCCUCACUGUCAAACUGGGCACCGAGGUGCGUCUGGUCUGUGUGGGUCUGUUCCCGUUCCUGGAGUCUCGCUGGGACUUCUGGUGGACAGUUGACGGGAGGAGGCUGGACAAAUUGUCUGAUCAGCGCUUCUCCAACAAGAACCGUCAGAUAAAGUACUAUUUCGGGGACCGUACAGAGGAGAGCAUCCUGCUGAUCCAGAACUUUGGUUCUGAAGACCUGAACAGAGAAUAUAACUGCUCUGUGAGAAACGAGUGUGGGUCCGAGACCCGCAGAGUUCACCUGGAGGAGGAGGUGUCAGUGCCAUCGGUGGAGCUGGGCUGUGGUCUGGGGGUGACCCUGGUCCUGAUGUUACUUCUCUUUGUGGUGUAUCACGUCUUCUGGCUGGAGCUGCUGCUGCUCUACCGCUCCUGGUUUGGCACUGACGAGCGACACACAGAUGAUAAAGAGUACGAUGUCUACAUCUCGUAUGCAAGAAACAGUGAAGAGGAACAAUUUGUUCUGACAACUCUGCACACAGUUCUGGAGAAUGAGCUCGGAUACUCAGUGUGUAUCUUUGACAAAGACAGUCUGCCUGGAGGGACUAUUACAGAUGAAACUUUGAGUUUUGUGGCUCGUAGCCGGCGCCUCCUAGUGGUGGUAAGCCCAGGCUAUGCCAGCCAAGGCUCCCAGGCCCUGCUGGAGCUGAAAGCUGGCAUAGAUGGCAUGGCGCUGGACGGGCACCUGCGGGUAAUCCUGGUCCAGUACAAGCCAGUGCAGGGGCAAGGCUGGGUCCGGGAGCUGCGCAGGGCUCGAGUGGCACUGGCAGUGGUCCGCUGGAACGGGGACAAAUCCAAAGAGCUGACGUCUCACUUCUGGAAGAGGCUGAGGGUGGAGCUGCCAGUGAGGAGGGUCGGUGGGAAGGAUGGGAAGGAGGGGUGGAGCAGUAAAGACGUGUCUCUGAUGAGACUGUCCAGUCAGAACAGUACCAACUCACAGACUGGACUUAUCAGCAACACUGUCAAGGAACCAAACAGAGUCCUCAACUCUGCUACAUAGACUGGUGGAUUGUUGGAGCCGGUGUUAACGGGUCACAGCAGAUACACAGGGAACCGACCUGGUGUCAACGGUCAUCCACAUCGGUCCUGAUCCGAGGGCAGGUGUUUGAAGGUGACAUUUUCUUCUCCGAAGAAACAGCUCCACGCAGUGUAAACAAAGUCUGGUGGAAACCAAGCUUCUUUGAUUUCUUCAUGAUUAUUGAUGCCACUCACUGUUGUCCUGAGAAGUUCAAGAUCUCAAUCUCAUCCUUCAGCUGUCUUUCACUAGAAUUGUUGUCUUUAAUUAUUUUGAUCCAGUCUUCAAACAGUGGGCGUACGUCAACACCAUGUGAACUGACAUCCAGGCUCUCCAGUGUGAGUGUGUACUCUGUUAUGAUGCCACGACUGAAUCCAUCACCCACGACGACAGAAAGACAGGUUUAUGUCACACAACAACUUCACUGGUCCUCGUUCUCUUCUCAGUUUGUUUGUUUACACUAGCUGCUUUUGCACAUGCACAGAGCUCUGCACUCUGAUUGGUCAGUGUCAGUGAUGGGUCAGGACAGAUGACAUCAGUUAGACUGUGUUGGUCCUGUUGUCAGUCAUGCCAGACUUGUUUCUUCUUCCCAGUAAGACACUGUAAGUGAUGAGACAUCAGAGUUUUCUAAACCUCAACGACCUGAACAUCUACGUCUGUCUGGACAUUUCAAAUCAUGAAUUGUUGAUGUUGAUUUCAUUGUUUUUGUGUUGGUGAUAACUGCAGUGCAUGGAUGAGGAAGAAACCCACCACUAACGUGCAGCUCACAGCACCAAUAUUUAUGUUAGUAUUUUUUGGAAGCUUGCCAGCUCUAAAUAUUGGUUAUUUCCUGUAGCAGGCAUGAGGUGUGUGUUUGUCCCACUGUGGCUUUAGGACAUGAGACAUAUAGUCUGUACUUAUGGUGUAGUCUGAGGAUAACCUGGCCCUGCAGAUGUAAAUAUUCAGUUCACUCACCAGGGGGAGUCAUUCUCUGGAAAACUUUAAGGCAGUGGUCGGCAGAUGGGCCAAUCAUAAGCGUCCUGUUAUUAUUUUUUGAACAUUAUUUGGGAAAUAAUGGAAAAUAUUCAGAUUGUCAGUAUUAAUGUGUGAACAUCUUUAUCAGAAGAGAAAUCUCACAUUUAUUCUUCACAGUAUUAAAGGUGCAUUUAUUUACAGGUCUGGCAAGCAUGUUUUGGCCCAGAGCCAAGGUAAAAAGCCAAGCCACUGCCUUGAAGUCGUUAUUAUUUGUUAUUCUCCUUUAUCUGAGAUGAAGUUUGAUUUGGAACUUUCAAUGUUUAUCUCUAAACAAAAUCCCAUGGCCAUUAGAGGAACUGCUAAAUCAUUGCAAUUUAAUUUGUGUCUGUGUUUGGUGUGUGUAUGAAAGUGCGUCAUAAUUUCAUCUGCUGCUAACACUUUAGUAGUCGACAUUAGGAAAAGAACAGUUGCACAUUUUACAGAGGAAACAUGGGAUAAAACUUUAAUGAUUCUUACUUUAAUAUGUAGAGAUGAGCCUUCACAUUAUGUUGUUCUGUUUUGUUAGCCUAAAUUUACUAACUCACAACUCAACAAUAAUUCUGUCAUACCACUGAGUACAGCGACCCUUAUCUUGAACACAGUAUUUCACUUCCAGGCUGCACUUCACUUUGCCUUGGUCUGAGGUAUUGAAGUGGUUCACUAACUAACUUUUUACUUUUCCACCGUCAUGUUGUUGUUUUUCUAUGACUGUCUGCAGGUUUUACCUUCAUUAAAAGUCAACCUCACAGUCA